UAGGGAGGGGUUUGAGGCCUUUUGAAGUUGUUUUUUUUAAAUGAUGCAGGUAAAUAAUAAAAAUAUUUAAGUAAAAAAUUAAUAACUUUUGUGACGUUUGUUUUGGCCUAGUGGUUAGUGAGUUUGGUUUAAAUAAAGAAUAGCUGUGGGUUCGAAUCUUCUCGCUUCUUCUAUUUUUAAAUGAUGACUUAAAGUAAUUAAAUAAGAUUUUUUUAUUUUUUAUAUGGUUUGUAUUCGAUUCCUUUAUUUUUUGAGAUUGAGAUUUUUUGAUGAAAAUAGUUGUAAAAUAUUCAAAAGUUUUUUGGAAGCGAAUUAAUGAAUUGGCUGAUGGAGAAAAAUAUCGCAAUCAAAUAGAAAAGGGUGAACAACGAAUACAGAAGCGUCAAGCUAUUAAACAAGCUUUGGAAGCUAAAAUAAUUAAAUACAAGGCACCACAACAUCAAUUAAGAAUAAAUUAUGGUGGUUCAAAAUGUAAAAACUACACAGAAGAGGAGGAUAGAUUCCUUCUCUUUCAUUUGUACGAACUCGGAUUUGAUAACGAAAAUGUUUAUGAUGAAUUGAGACAAAAAAUACGUUGUGCUCCACAAUUUCGAUUUGAUUGGUUUAUUCGUUCAAGGACAACAAUGGAAAUUCAACGUCGCUGCAAUAUUUUAAUUUCUUUAAUUGAAAAAGAAAUGGGCGAUAUGGGAAUAAAUGAAUUUACACAACCAGCAACAUCAACAGCUUCCCCUGCUGUUAGUAAAAAGGGAGGGAAGAAACAAGAAGAAAAAACGCCUGCAACUAAAAGAAAAGAACAUCCAACACCUGGACCUUCAAAAAGCAAGAAAGCAAAAUGA
Molecule: messenger RNA, 836 nt
Organism: Meloidogyne enterolobii
Lineage: Eukaryota; Metazoa; Nematoda; Chromadorea; Rhabditida; Meloidogynidae
Source: the annotation of a GenBank genome assembly